Molecule: messenger RNA, 1524 nt
Organism: Lathyrus oleraceus (garden pea)
Lineage: Eukaryota; Viridiplantae; Streptophyta; Magnoliopsida; Fabales; Fabaceae
Product: protein BIG GRAIN 1-like B
Exons: 1
Coding region: 248-1396 (382 amino acids)
Biological process (GO): auxin-activated signaling pathway
Source: RefSeq, a predicted model, not a curated record
UCAUUCUUCUAAACUCCAAAGCGUGCCACUCUCUUCUCAUCACUCUUUUUCUCAUUUUUUUCUCUUUACACAACGAAUCAAUUACUCUCUUCACGUUUUCUUCUUCCAUCCCCACACAAAACCUUCUGUAUCAUUAUUACUAGUAUUAUUUUAUCUAGCUGAAAAUCUCUACCCCACUCCCACCCCAAUAAUACUUUUUCCUGUUUCUUAUUUCAUCAUUUCAUUUCAUAGUUGUGUUUUAUUAAACAUGUAUAAGUUUGAGAACACGCGUAGAGAAAAACGGUUUCAGUUUCACAACCAAACUGAAAUUGAAACCCCCUCUUUCUCUUCCAUUAUUCUCGACAAGAUUUACAGUUCCAUUGACGAAGAAGAGAGUAAAAGCUCUGAUAAGAAAUUCUACACAGAAUCAACGGUUAACAAAAUGACCAAAAUCAAUGCUAAAUGCAAUAGAUUCCAUGAAGAAGAACCAAAUCUUCGCUUGAAAAUCGGAACACAUCGUGAUCGUGAUCAAGAUGUUAUGUUCUUCAGUUCGGCUUCAAGCUCUUCAGAUUCAAGUUCCGGUUUAUUAUCAUCUUCCUCCGAUACAGAAUCAAUGUACAGAGCAAAAACACUAAAUCCGUGUUUCGCCCAUUCGAAGCCGAAGCCGGUGAAAACAACCGUUCUUCCAGAGAGAAGCAUUGCGAGAAACGAAGAGGAUACGUUCAUCAAAUCAAAAUCAAGGGCGAUGAAGCUUUACAACAAUCUCAAAAAGGUGAAGCAACCAAUCUCACCGGGUGGAAAACUCACAAGUUUUCUCAACUCACUUUUCAUAAACACUAAGAAAACAAAAACCGUUUCUUCUCAUGAAUAUAUGAAUGCAGAGACAAAAGGUAAAUUGGAACAAACUUCAACUUGUUCUUCAGCUUCUUCGUUUUCGCGUUCUUGUUUGAGUAAAAACUCAUCUACAUCAAGAGAUAAACCACGUAAUGGUGCUAAAAGAACGGUGCGAUUUUGUCCGGUAAGUGUGAUUGUUGACGAAGAUAAUCGAGUUUGCGGUAACAAAUGUUUGCAUGGAGGAGAAGAUUCAAAUCUAACUGCAUUGUCUGUUCCAGCAGCAUGGAAAAUUGGACGAACAGUGAGUAAGAAGAAAGAAGAAAGCGCUUUGAAUAUGAACAAUAUGAACAAGAGAGUGGACGAAGUUUUAAGAGAGUUUCAUCUUAAUCGGAAGCUUUUGAGAGAUUUUUCUAUGAGAAAAAAUGAGAAAGAUGAAGAUGACGUGGCAAGUAGUUCAAGUUCAGAUCUCUUCGAGCUCGAUCACUUAGUUUCGAUGGGAAAUGAUAGGUAUUAUUCUGAGGAUUUGCCUGUGUUUGAAACUACUACCCAUGUUCGCACUAAUCGUGCCAUUCGCAAAUUUUAAUUACUAGAAUCAUAUGAUUAAUUAACUAUUAACUAUACAGAUUAUAUAGUUAUUUUGUUAAUUUCUUUAUUCAGUGUUCUUGUUAGGCAUGAAUAAAAAUAAUACUAGUAAUAUUCAACGUUUUGUUU